AUGAGUGACAACGCUGGUGCUAAGGGCCCCGAGCCCGGUGAUCGAGUUGCCAUUGGUAUCACCUUUGGCAACUCCAACAGUUCUAUUGCCUACACUGUUGACGACAAGGCUGAGGUUAUUGCCAACGAGGAUGGAGAUCGACAAAUUCCUACCGUUCUCUCCUACGUUGACGGCGACGAGUACUACGGUGGCCAGGCCAAGGCUUUCCUUGUUAGAAACCCCGAGAACACCAUUGCCAACUUCCGGGACUUCCUUGGACAAGAGUUCAAGUCUAUCGAUCCUACUCACUCUCACGCCUCUGCCCACCCCCAGGACGUUUCUGGUUCCGUUGCUUUCACCGUGAAGGACAAGGUCGAGGAGGAUGCUUCCAGCAUUUCCGUCUCUGAGAUUACCACCCGAUACCUGCAACGACUUGUCGGUUCCGCUUCCGACUACCUUGGCAAGAAGGUCACCUCUGCCGUUGUCACUGUCCCCACAAACUUUUCUGAGAAGCAGCGAGAGGCCCUGAUCAAGUCCGCCAACGAGGCCGGUCUUGAGAUCCUCCAACUCAUCUCCGACCCUGUCGCCGCCGUUCUGGCUUAUGAUGCCCGUCCUGAGGCCAAGGUUGAGGACAAGAUCGUCGUUGUUGCCGACCUUGGUGGCACCCGAUCUGAUGUUGCUGUUAUCGCUUCGCGAGGUGGCCUCUACACCAUCCUUGCUACUGCCCACGACUACGAAUUCGCUGGUGUCCAUCUGGAUAACGCCCUCAUAGAGCACUUCGCCAAGGAGUUCCAGAAGAAGCACAACAUCGACCCCCGAAACAACGCCCGCAGUCUCGCCAAGCUCCGACUCGAGUCUGAGGCUACCAAGCGAGCUCUGAGCCUGGGCGCCAACGCUCAGUUCAGCGUUGAGAGCUUGGCUGACGGUUUCGACUUCUCUGUUACUAUCAACAGGAUAAGAUACGAGAUGGUUGCUCGCAAGGUCUUUGAGGGUUUCAACCGACUUAUCGAAAGUGUUAUCAAGAAGGCUGGUCUUGACGUUCUCGAUAUCGACGAGGUUAUCCUGACUGGUGGUACUUCUCACACUCCUCGCAUUGCCAACAACCUUCGUACUAUCUUCCCUGAGACCACUGAGAUACAGGCUCCCGCCACCAGCGCCUCUGCUAUCAACCCCUCUGAGCUCCUGGCUCGUGGUGCUGCCCUCCAGGCUUCUCUCAUCCAGGAGUACGAGGCCUCCGACAUCGAGCAGUCUACUCACCCUGCUGUCACCACCGUCAAGCAUAUCUCCAACGCUAUUGGUGUCAUCACUGUCGGCGCUGACGGCGAGGAUGUCUUCACCCCUAUUGUCGCUCCCGAGACCGCCGCUCCCGCUCGACGCACCGUCCACAUCCCUGCCCCCAAGGAGGGUGGUGAUGUGCUUAUCAAGAUUGCUGAGGGUAACACCCACAUCAAGGUGACCAAGCCAGAGCCUAAGGCCAAGGGUGAGGCCAAGGACGAGGAUGACUCCGACUUUUCCGAUUCCGACGAGGAGGAUGAGGAGACUCGUGAGAAGAUCUGGAAGAUUGGCAGCACACUCGCUGAAGCCGCUGUUAAGGACGUCAAGGCUGGUGGCAAGGUUGAGGUCACGAUUAAUGUUCUGGCCGAUCUGGGUGUCACCGUCACAACCCGUGAAGUCGGCGGCAAGGGUGGCGUGCGAGGAAACAUCUAA
Fusarium pseudograminearum CS3096 is the source of this 1686-nucleotide messenger RNA. RefSeq lists its product as uncharacterized. Gene Ontology annotation, cellular component: cytosol; nucleus. Gene Ontology annotation, biological process: protein folding. Lineage: Eukaryota; Fungi; Ascomycota; Sordariomycetes; Hypocreales; Nectriaceae. Bases 1 to 1686 code for a protein of 561 amino acids. The transcript is spliced from 3 exons. The record is from RefSeq and is a predicted model, not a curated record. Gene Ontology annotation, molecular function: ATP-dependent protein folding chaperone; ATP binding.